Branchiostoma belcheri (Belcher's lancelet) is the source of this 641-nucleotide messenger RNA. RefSeq names its product NADH dehydrogenase [ubiquinone] 1 beta subcomplex subunit 2, mitochondrial-like. Lineage: Eukaryota; Metazoa; Chordata; Leptocardii; Amphioxiformes; Branchiostomatidae. Gene Ontology annotation, cellular component: mitochondrial inner membrane. Bases 110 to 400 code for a protein of 96 amino acids. The transcript is spliced from 3 exons. The record is from RefSeq and is a predicted model, not a curated record.
UCUUCCCUGGAGGAUGGUAUAGUCUGCAGUCAAAUCGCCAUUUUGUUUUACGAGCAGAGGGGAGCGAAAAAGUUUUUAUCUGGCCUCAAAAUCACCCUAAAAUCUCACCAUGCUGCGGCCGGCAAUUCUCCGGUUAGGACAGGCAGGCAUGCUGGCAGCUCGGGGACCGUUAAGAUCACAAGUCAGGCAUGCAAAUAUAGAGUUCCCGUACAGAGGGUUGAUCACUGCCAGUAAGGGACUACACAGAAGGGCUGACGCUCUGAUGGGGUUCUUCUGGUUCUGGAUCCUGUGGCACACAUGGCACACUCCUGAGGACAUCUUGGGUCACUUCCCCUGGCCCAAAACAGAGGAAUGGACAGACGAGGAACUGGGAAUCCCUCCACUGGACGAAGAUGACUGACAACUUACAUCAAGACAAACAUAAUGAUAUACCAACAGUUACAUUCUAUCUGCUGUGUUCAGAUUUGCCGUGUUGGUCACUAACAGAUGGUCCAUGAGUCAACCAAUUUACAACAAUAUACACGUCACACUACUAGAGUGAAGAAACAAAGUGUAGGGAUUCUAAGGAAGUUGAAUAUCUGUCAAAUGUACAGAAAAUAUUCUAUGGAACAGAAGGUUCUUGAGAAAAUCAAUAAAACAAU